This is a messenger RNA of Homarus americanus (American lobster), 1188 nucleotides long. RefSeq names its product T-complex protein 1 subunit theta-like. Gene Ontology annotation, molecular function: ATP-dependent protein folding chaperone; ATP hydrolysis activity; ATP binding. The record is from RefSeq and is a predicted model, not a curated record. Gene Ontology annotation, cellular component: chaperonin-containing T-complex. Gene Ontology annotation, biological process: protein folding. Lineage: Eukaryota; Metazoa; Arthropoda; Malacostraca; Decapoda; Nephropidae.
CUGGAAGGAGUGGGGAGGGGUAGUGGCCGGCCUGGUUCACCUCAGGGCGCCACAAGAGCCUCUCACACGACCCACCACAACAAACCUCCUCACAAAAAUGGCUUUACAUAUUCCCAAAGCUCCUGGAUUCUCCUCCAUGUUAAAAGAUGGUGCUCGGCACUAUUCUGGACUGGAGGAGGCUGUAUUUCGUAACAUCGCUGCUUGCAAGGAGUUUAGCAAAACCCUGAAAACCGCAUAUGGGCCUCAGGGUCGGAAUAAGAUGGUCAUCAAUCAUUUAGAGAAACUAUUUGUGACUAAUGAUGCUGCCACCAUCAUCAAGGAGCUGGAGAUUGAGCAUCCAGCAGCCAAGUUAAUGGUUCUAGCAUCCCAGAUGCAGGAACAGGAAAUGGGUGAUGGCACCAAUUGGGUGAUUAUGUUUGCCGGUGCCCUUCUAGAAGCUGCUGAGGAUCUUCUCCGCAUGGGUCUCACCCCCACAGACUUGGCUGAGGGAUACCAGCUAGCUCUGAAUAAAGCUCUUGAAGUUUUACCCAGUUUAAAGUGUUGGGAAGUAUCUGAUCCACGUGACUUAGAUCAAGUAACAAAAGCUCUUCGUUCGACAAUAAUGAGCAAGCAGUUUGGCAAUGAAGAUUUUUUGGCAAAACUUGUGGCUCGUGCCUGUAUCUCUAUUCUUCCAGAGAAAACCACUUUCAAUGUUGACAAUGUUCGGAUAUGCAAAAUUCUUGGGUCUGGAGUCCAAACGUCUGAAGUAGUUAAGGGAAUGGUGUUUCGACGAACAGUUGAGGGCGCUGUUACUUCAAAGGAAAAGGCUAAACUCGCAGUGUACUCCUGUCCAUUUGAUGUGACCACCACAGAGACAAAGGGAACAGUUUUGAUUAAGACUGCUGAUGAAUUAGCCAAUUUCUCAAGGGGAGAGGAAAACAAAAUGGAGGAUGAUGUUAAAGCUCUAUCAGAAGCUGGAAUAACGGUAGUUGUAGCUGGCGGCAAGAUAGGUGACCUUGCCCUUCACUACCUAAACAAGUAUAAGAUUAUGGCAGUACGUAUCGUAAGUAAAUGGGAUCUGCGCCGUCUUUGCAAGACAGUUGGUGCCACAAUCUUGCCAAAGUUAACCUGCCCAACUCCAGAAGAAAUUGGUCUCUGUGAUAAUGUGUUCAUGGAUGAGGUUGGAGACACCCCUGUAACAAUUUUCAG